GGAUCACGGCGGCAGUGGUCGCGCGGGAUGUGCCUGCGCUGUUUGCUCUCUACGUGACGGCUCCUUUUGGCAUGGUCAAUGCAGGCACCGUUUAUCAACGUUGCCGGUGCGGCUGCGGGUUAAUUUGCGACCAUGCCGAUUUGCAACGUCAUGAAGCACGCUGCACUGGAGAAGCGAGGCCUCCAUCGGACAAGACGGUCAAGAGACGGAAGCAGUCUAAAGGAUUUGCUGAGGCCAGCAGGGACUUCAAGAAGGAGCUCGCGGAAGAUUUUGGAGACAAGCCUUUCAUUAUCCAAUGCCGCAACUGCACCACCAAGUGCAAUUUCAAGAAGCCCGAGAAGGAUGUCUCGUACCAGGAGGUUUUAGCAAGAUUUCAGGAACAUUUCAAAGCAGUGGAUUUUUUUGCCGCAGCGAAGGAGGCUCACGUGCUCAAACGGAAGACAGAAGAGCUUGCACAGCAGUUGCAGGAGGAGAGAGAAGAAGCAGCCAUCCGAACACAGGAGGCAAGCAAAAGCAUCGAAGUUGCCGCUACAAUCGAACACAAUUCCCACAUGCUGAUCAACACAAUCAACGAGCAAGCAGCUAUGAAUGAGGUUUUGGCCAAGGACAUUGUUCGCUUGAAGGGUGAGUUGAUCCAGACCCAGAGCGAGUCACAAUGCGUGAUUUGCCGGGAUUCAAAGAAAUCCGAGGCGUUUGUUCCUUGUGGACAUGUCUGUGUGUGCAGAGCAUGCUAUGAUCAUCUGGCACGAGUCAGCAGGGCCAAUUCUGUUGUUUGUCCCACCUGCUGCGAAGAAGUUCGCUUCACAAUGCGAGUUUAUCUUUGACGAAAAUGAAG
Messenger RNA from Cladocopium goreaui, 835 nucleotides. NCBI's taxonomy places the organism in Eukaryota, Dinophyceae, Suessiales, Symbiodiniaceae. The record is from the annotation of a GenBank genome assembly.